Messenger RNA from Oryzias latipes (Japanese medaka), 1693 nucleotides. NCBI's taxonomy places the organism in Eukaryota, Metazoa, Chordata, Actinopteri, Beloniformes, Adrianichthyidae. The record is from RefSeq and is a predicted model, not a curated record.
CCAGACUUCUGUAAACUUUUGAGUGGGAAUGAGACAGUGAAGCCUCAGUGCAGAAAGAAUGGAGGGAAUGGCAGUGUGUGGGCCUGCAGCUUCCUACUGCUCGGCUCAUCGUCUCACAUUCUUGUUUACUCACUUGAACACGAGAGAGGCACCGCAUCAGCUGCUGCCAAACAGAAUGAGUGUUUUUCACCCUUCGACGCCUCUGCUCGCAGACCCGUCUGCCUCCUGCAGACAGACAAAUGAGCAUCCAAAGGUUGGUUUGUUGCCUCCUCUGUCUUCACCUGUGAUCAAGAAAAAAGCAAUACACCUCUCAUCGUUUGAUGAGAAGGGGCUUGUGUUUCAAAUGUCUGAUUUCAACCCGUCUGCAGCUGACGAGUCAUUUGAUUUAGUUUCUAAAAAGACGCCUCAUCAGUCCUGGAAGAGUGAAGUCGGACAGAAGGAAAAGAGGGAAAAUGGACAAGGAGCUUCAACCAUCCACAGGAUUAAACCUGAAACCCGCUGCUCCCCACGCCUUCCUGCAAACCCUAACAACCCUUUUUUUCCAAAGACAGAUGCUCCGCCCCUUUUCCCCAUUCUGAAAUCAGAUGACUCCUGUCAUUCUGUCACCUCACAAAGCAAAUUUUAUGCAAUGUCGCACCAGCCAGAGCCAAAACCAAGAUCAUCUCCAACCUUGUCUGUCCCAACUCCCAGGCGGAGUCCAUCUCCAAAAUCUCUACAGUUUCCUGACGGUCAAAGCGGAGAGCAAUGUUCUCCCGUUGCUAAAGAAAGACAUGCUCACUCGAUUCUCAUCUCAAACAGUAGAAGAAAGCCUUGUGAUGAAGCAAAGCAUGAGGUUCUUGACCAAAGAGCUUUGAUGGACUUUACCCACUUUGGUUUGAGAGUUCGUCCUGUGAUGAGUAAAGAACAUCGAGCUGAGUCCCGUCUCUCAAGCACUUCUCAAAAUCCCAACAAAGAUGGAAAAAAUGAACCUGAAAAAUAUAAUUUAAAGACUCCAGUAACUGCAACGUCAAAGAUCCAACAGCAACAAGAACGUCAGAGUGGAGAAACUGAACACUGUUUCGGUCAAAACACAGAUUUCAGGUGUCGACACCAAUCCGAGGAUCACGUGUUUCCCGUGAGGGGAUCGGGGAAAAUGACCUCAAUCUCAAAGUCUCCUCCAAAUUUCAGCUCAGCCAACAGCGAAUCAGGAAGCAGACGACUGGAGUCCACAAGCAUGGACGCUGCUUUUCCGUCAGGUCCACUUCACAGAAAACCGCAGCAAGAAAACAUCACUCCAACAUUUCCAAGGAGCCCAUCCAUGUUCUCUGCGAAACACGGGUUACCUCAAGACCUCAAACUUCCACAGGAACCCAGAUUAUUGACAAAGAGCCGGUCUCCACAGAUGGACACAAAAAGCACUGAAAGCUGGUCUGACUGUGUCUCAAAGGGGUUUAACUCCCAGUCAAGUGAUGUCAAUCAGAAACCUGAGGCUCCUCUGCCUGCACAAAGAUUAAAUCGACUUAUGGGUCUGCUGGCUCCUCAGAUCCAGGAGUUCUCUCACUCUGGGUCUGCUGGACUGUCUUUACACCCUGGCCUUCCAUCAAACCUGGACUUGUUUCCUGCAUCACAGAACGUACCAGUACCCAGAGGAGGGGGCAACAGCAAGUCCUCACCAGAGCGUCGCAGGAAAAACCCUUUUCAACGAGGAAUCUGA